AUGACACAAAUCUUCGACAAGCCCGCCCCCAUCCCACUUCAUUCACUCUCACGGCCCCGCGUCUUACUCAAUAGUUUCGGUGGAAAGAAAGAAAGAACAGAGCUACAGUAUGGUUUAACCGUGUGGGUCACCACGUAUCCUAUAUAUAUGUUUACCAGAAUGGCACAACGGGACGAGAACGAAUAUCUCUGGUUGAGCAAAGAAGUUAUCGCAGCUAUAGAAAAAGAAUUGAACCCUGGAGGUCUUGCGUUUCACCCACCACUUUCGUGGUCUUGCGAAAAGCUCGACUGUGCUCUCAAGGCAGCUUAUAGAGAUAAGUUUCCUCAGGCGGCACACGAACCACAGUAUAAGGGACGCGCCCUGGAAAUUGCGACAGUAGAGCUCAACAAAAUCUUGGAGGAGAGAAUCGAGAGAAUGAAGAGGUCCAUGGGCAACACUCCAAUAGUCAGUUGGAAGGAGGCCAGGCCCUUCGACGAGCCUUUUAAUCCCACGCUCGCCGGCAGCAAUAUGAAUGUUGGACGUUCACCACCAGCACAGUACAAGAAACAUAAUAGCCCACCUGCGACAACGCUGCCUACAUUGCCCUCGCAAUCGCAAUACACAGCAGCAAGCUCAAGCACUAGUGUUAGCACCGGCCGAGGUACGGGAACUACAUUGAAUGGCAAUAAUGAGGCCGCGGCUCCCAUCGCUCAGUACCCUUCGAAGUUGAAAGACCAUGAACACACACAUUUACCCGCAAAGGACUUUGCCUGUAGGCUUGGAUCAUGUACAAAAAGCUUCAAGAGAAUGCGCGAACUCAAGGCGCACGAGAAGAUCAUUCAUCCAGGCCAUCCAUCAGAACCAGAGUCGGAGUCUAGGGAUCAGGAGAUGCUUGAUGUUGGGGAGGCAGAGCUUGUGGAAGAUCAGAAGAAAUUGUCAGGGCGCCGAGAUGAGGAUAAUAAGGUUGAGAUCGAGGACGAAUCCAAGAGGGAUUCGCCUUCUCUACAGCUACGUCAGCCCUCUAAUAAGAUCUCCGAAGCCGAAGUUGCGAGCCCAACAUCUUCAUCUCCCACGCCCAAUGCUCGUGGAACAGCUACCCCGGGGCCUGAACGGCUUCCCUCCUCGGGGCCUGAACGGCUUCCCUCUUUGGGGCCUGAACGGCUUCCAUCCCCGGGACCUGAACGGCUUCCCGCUCGGGGGCCCGAACGGCUUCACUCCCCGGAGCCUGAGAAACGUCCUUCCCAACCUCCAGUCCGUCCUCCACCUCCCGAUCCUCCGACCGAUUCUAACCCGACACUGCCUGUGAUGCUUCUUAGGCCUGGUGAUAGGGAUCAUGACAGGGAAAAGAGCCUAUCACCACCACUACCACCACCAGAGGAGAGUGCACCUCAAAAGGUCGGCGAUUCAGACGCCUAUAUUAGAAAUUUGGCAGCUAAUUUACUUUUGAACUCAUCGUGA
This is a messenger RNA of Morchella importuna, 1437 nucleotides long. RefSeq lists its product as uncharacterized. The record is from RefSeq and is a predicted model, not a curated record. The transcript has 7 exons. Lineage: Eukaryota; Fungi; Ascomycota; Pezizomycetes; Pezizales; Morchellaceae. The coding region runs from base 1 to 1437 and encodes 478 amino acids.